Messenger RNA from Penicillium taxi, 1842 nucleotides. Its product is annotated as putative dynactin Arp1 p62 subunit RO2. The coding region runs from base 1 to 1842 and encodes 613 amino acids. The record is from RefSeq and is a predicted model, not a curated record. NCBI's taxonomy places the organism in Eukaryota, Fungi, Ascomycota, Eurotiomycetes, Eurotiales, Aspergillaceae. Gene Ontology annotation, cellular component: dynactin complex. The transcript has 2 exons.
AUGUCUCGCCCGUUUCCUUACACCUACAUCUCCUGUCCUUGUGCCGAUACUCCAGUCCCAGACCCGGCCAGGAGACGAAGAUCGAGGGAAACUCCCCGGAAAUCAACGACCCCCGAGCGGGCAUAUAAUACCAAUGAAGAAAAGCCCGAGCUGAAAGAGCAAGAUCAUGAUAGCGACGACGAAGAAGACCAGACAUUUGAUCCCCGAUAUCCAAGAUCCAAUUUUUCGCUUUAUCCUCCCGAGCAGCUGCUGUACUGCGAGGAUUGCCACCAGAUCAAAUGCCCUCGAUGCAUAACCGAAGAAAUCGUCAGCUGGUAUUGUCCAAGCUGUCUAUUUGAGACCCCGAGCAGCAUGGUGAAAAGUGAUGGUAAUAGAUGCGGCCGAAAUUGCUUCAACUGUCCUGUCUGCACCGCUCCACUAGCUGUAAACUCCAUCGAGAAUGUUGUAGGCAAUGGCAGCAAGCAAGGGCCGUGGGUACUAUCCUGCGGGUACUGCCUGUGGACAACGCUCGAUAUUGGCAUCAAAUUCGAUAAGCCAACCAACAUUCGUAACCAGUUGCAAAAGAUGACAGAUACAACCGCUCCAAUUACUUUUGAUACACGAUCGAGGCAGGCGUCCCGCACCUUUGGCGAUCUCAAGUCACCCUUAUCCACUCUUGCCUCAGUCGACGAACAAUCCAAUGCACUCGAUGACAGUGAAGAUCCAGCCACAAAGGAAGAGCCAGCCAUGGGCCCUGCAAAUACAGAUGCCCGAUUUGCAGCACUGAAAUCCUUCUACCGCAAUCAAAUAUCAGAAACAUCAACAUCUCCCAGCGAUCCACUAUCCGACUUUGGAUUUUCCUCCCCAGGAGCCCUGAACAGGUUGAUGUCUCUCUACGCAUCCUCAUCCAGACUAAGCGGACUUUACGGUAGUAGCAAAAAACCCAAAUCAAAGCCGCCAGUAAUGCGCGAGGCCCUCACAGCCAGUGAGGGUCUUUGCAUAGCCCCCGAAAACGGCGACAUCGCCGUGAUCGAGCGACUCAAUUCUCCAGACGGCGGCUGGGAAGCCGUGGCAUCGAUCAACCAGCGCGCAGAACAAUCUCCAGACGUGCGCUUCGUCGACGAACUGCUCCCGCUACCAGUCCUUCUACGCACGAAGCGUGCCAAGCGCUGCAAGUCUUGCAAGCACAUUCUUGUGAAACCCGAGAAUAAACCACAGUCUACACGUUUCCGUAUUCGUCUUAUUGCCCUAAGCUACGUUCCCCUCCCAACUCUACGGGCUCUCGCCCUCCCGACCUCGUCGGCUAUGCCCUCGCCUCCACCACCAGAUCUCUAUGCGCUAAAUCCACUCAAACCUAUUCUCGUUCUUCUCACGCUGAAGAACCACAUGUUUGAUCCAGUCCGAAUUACCCUCGCCACACCAUCUGUAACACCAGGUCGUGUUGCCAGCAAAGUUACCGUGCUCUGUCCACAAUUCGAGAUCGGUGCUAACAGCGACGUGUGGGACGAGGCGCUGCAGGGUGCUUCUGCUCCCAUAACUAGUGGCGGAGUGCGUUCCAAUGAGAAGGUAGCUGAAGCUGGUAAAGUCUGGGACAAGGGCCGCAAUUGGACGACUGUUGUGCUGGAGGUUGUGCCAGGAUUUUUACCUGGGUCCGAAGAGGGUGAAGGUGCCGAGGUUGCUGGUGAUGAUACUCUGCGCCAGGAUGAGGAUGUUUUGGAAAUUCCUGUCUUUGUCCAUAUGGAGUGGGAUGCGGAGGCGCAACUUGAACAGAAUGUGGACAAGUCGUCGAAAGAUAAUAUGGUUUCCAGGGAAUUGGCUUACUGGAUGGUCCUUGGGGUUGGUCAGAUUGUACCUUCACUGUGA